Helobdella robusta is the source of this 1881-nucleotide messenger RNA. RefSeq lists its product as hypothetical. The record is from RefSeq and is a predicted model, not a curated record. Gene Ontology annotation, biological process: protein dephosphorylation. Bases 1 to 1881 code for a protein of 626 amino acids. Lineage: Eukaryota; Metazoa; Annelida; Clitellata; Rhynchobdellida; Glossiphoniidae. Gene Ontology annotation, molecular function: protein phosphatase regulator activity. The transcript has 14 exons. Gene Ontology annotation, cellular component: protein phosphatase type 2A complex; cytoplasm.
AUGAAAGACGAUGAUCUAGACACCCGUUCUGAUGGAAAUAAUGAGGAUGACGACGACGAUGGUGAUGUUUUACUUGAAGCAUUUUUAGAUAGACUCAGAUCGCAAGAUUACGACGCACAGCUAGACUGUCUCAAUCAUUUGACGUCCGUUGCGUUGGCCAUCGGGUUUUCAAAUUUUCGAACAAAGCUUCUUCCCAAACUAACAGGCGUCCUGAAAUACGAUGAUAGUUUACUCGCGGUGCUUGCCGAGACUCUUGGCGACAUGGUUGCCUAUGUUGGUGGAGUUGACCAUGUUUCUUGCCUGUUGGAACCUUUAGAAAAAUUAGCAUCUAACGAAAAUAACGAAAUAAGGGUCAGGGCUAUAUCAUCUUUAAAUAAAUUGAUGAGAUAUCACACUCAAAAGGAGUUAGAAAGUUUAUACAUGCCUAUGUUCAGAAGGUUUCUCGCAUCUCAGUCCAUUGUCGCCAAGCUAUCAGCGUGUCAGAUGGUUUUGAAACUUUAUGAAAGAUCUACCGGGUCUAUGAAAAAAGAAAUGCGAUCUUUGAUAGGAAAAAUGACAUUGUGCAGCAACCCGAUCGUUAGAGAAGAAGUAACAAAAGUUAUCGUCGAGAUGAUUCCUAUUGUACCACUGGAAAUUUUUGUUCGUGAGUUGUUUCCAUUAUUCCUCGCUUUAGUGAAGGAUCAGCAGGAGUCCGUUAAAAAAGUUGUCAUAUCAAACAUCCUUCCGUUAUUCGUGAAGUUGCCUACAGCUUAUAGAGAAAGUUAUAUUUUCAGCAUUGUUGAAAAAGCUGCAGCCGACAUUUCAGACGACGUCAGAUCAAUUCUCGCCAAUAAUUUGCCAGCGUUAACGACAACAGUUUUUGAAGUGAAAUCUCGUAAAACAAUGAUGUCAAUUUACCAAAAAAUGUUUUCAGAUUGCAAUUUGACUGUUAAAUCGACGGCUAUUUUGAAAUUACCAAACUUCCUGGAACAGCUCAUGUCGGAUGAGAAAGAGGAAACGGUAGAAAAUUUUGUCAUGCCAUGUUUGAAGGAUCUCAUAAAUGAAGAAUCCAUCUCUGUACGCUUGUCUUUAGCCACAGUCAUCGGCAACAUCAGCAGCCACGUGUCAGAUGAGCUAGUGGUAAACGAUAUUUUCCCGAUCAUCAAAAAGAUAUCGAAAGACGGGAACCAGUCUGUUCGGGAGGAGUUGAUGAAUCAACUCUUCCACAUUAAUAAGACGGAGAACAUUGAAGCCAUAUUUGAAAAUCUUCUGCCCAGUUUAACGGUGCUUGUCACCGACAUCAAAUGGAAAGUCAGGCUAGCCUCUCUCCGUUACAAUGCAGAUCUAGCUCUUAAAGCCGGACACGAUACAUUUUUCGCGAAACAGCAUACCUUUUUCAUUAGCUGGUUAACGGACAGUGUAGCUAUCAUCAGAGAAACCUGCGUUGACCAUCUGGUCCUGUUGUUCAAAAAAUAUGGAUAUCAAAUGCAGAUGUCGUUUUUUCCAGUUGUUUUGCAACAAACACGCAACCAACAUUAUCUAGUCAGAAUCGCCUGUCUUCAACUAAUCCGGAAACUAGCGCCCAUCUACGUUAAAGAGACCAUUCUGGAAACUGUUCUCCCUCUGCUGAAUAAACUAUCAAACGAUCCCAUCGCUAACGUCCGAUUGAACGUAGCCAUAGCAAUCAUGCAUCUAUCUCCGAACGUUGAAAAUAACAAGUUGUUGGAGUUGAAUGUUGUACCACCGCUGGAAAAAUUGGUUGACGACAAAGAUGACGACGUAAGGUUCUUUGCAGAAGAUGCUUUGGAAGGUAUCUUUUCAUUGUCAAUAUUUUUUGAACUAGGCACAUUUGGAAGUAAAAUAUUUUUUUGUUUGUUGAUUGUUGAAACACAACGAAUAUAA